UGAAAUUGGGGAAAGCAAAAUCGCGGGAAUUCCAAAUGCCCUGGCACCGAUAUCGCGUCCGCCACGCAACGCGCCGCACUCUCCCAUCGUCCUAAGUAGCAGCGGCGGAGCUCAGCAUGCUCCUCCUCCUCCUCCUCCUCCUCCUUCCCGCGCCUCACUAGGGUUUAACUUUAACAAAAACUCCAAACCACCGCCCAUCCCCUGUUUCCUCCAUUUCUCCCUACUCCCCCACCCCUCCUCCUCCCUCCGACUAGGGUUUCGGAGCCCUCGGGGGAAAGCAAAGUAGAGCACUGGGAGAGAGCUCGAAGAGGGUUGGGCGAAAGAGCUCGAGCGGCAGGAGCCAUGGUGUCCCCGCGGGAGCUCCUCUCGACGAUCGAGGACGCGCUCCUCGGGCCCGCUCCUCCCACCCCGACCCAGCGGAUCGAGCUCAUGCACGCCAUCCGCAGUUCCCUCCCCGCUCUCCAAUCCCUCCUUUCCUAUCCGGGCCCCAAGGCAUCUGAUCGGGCUCAAGUGCAGUCCAAAGAGGUUCGGCUUCCCGAUUCGCCACCAAUCUCGCUCGACGACACGGAUGUGAAGAUUGCAUUGAAACUGAGUGAUGACCUCAAUCUCAAUGAAAUUGAGUGUGUUCGUUUGCUCGUUGAUGCUAAUCGAGAGUGGAUUCUGUAUGGACGAGAGCCACUGGAGAUAUUUCGUCUUGCUGCGGGCCUUUGGUAUAUGGAGAGGAGAGAUCUUAUAACCUCUUUGUACAUUCUUUUACGGUCUGUUGUACUUGAUCAGGGGCUGGAUGGUGGCCUUGUGGCUGAUAUUCAAAAACAUAUGGAGGAUCUAUUUAGCUCUGGUCUCAGGCAGCGGCUAAUUAUGCUUAUAAAAGAACUAAAUCGUGAAGAACCUGCUGGUGUCGGCCAUCAGAAUGCUGAACGGUAUGUCCUGGACUUCAGAGGUGCUCUUGUGGAGCGACGUGCUGUAGUGCUGCGGGAGAGACUGAGUUUGAGUCACUGCCUUGCAUUAUCAGUCCUUAUUAUAAGGAUGAGUCCUAAAGAUUUAAAAGAUGUGCUAUCAACUUUGAAGGAUUGUGCAGCUGAUGUUGAUGAAAAUACUACAGUACAAUUGCAGAUCACAUUCGGUGUUCUCUUUUCCCUUGUAAUAGCUUUCAUCUCUGAUGCUCUAAGAACAUCCCCUGAUACGGCAUCCACGUUGUCAUCUGAUGCCUCCUUCAGACAUGAAUUUCAUGGAUUAGUGAUGAGUGCUGGUAACAAUACAAAUAUUGAGGGGUUUGUUCAUGUAGUGCGACUUGCAUGGGCUGUACAUUUGAUGUUAACUCAAGAUCAAAGUACUAUGACAGAUGCUCCAUCGAGUGCUUCUUCCAGGGACUUGGCAAAUAUUUGCUCAUGUCUCGAAGUUAUUUGCUCAAACAAUGUCUUUCAGUUUUUACUGGGAAAUGUUAUCAAAACUGCUGCUUAUCAGAAUGAUGAUGAGGACAUGGUUUAUAUGUAUAAUGGGUACUUACACAAGCUCAUGAUGUGCUUUGUUUCACACCCACUUACUAGGGAGAAGGUGAAGGAAAUGAAGGAGAAAGCCAUGAGUGCCCUUAGUCCUUACAUCUCUCCAAGGUUGGAUGAUUUUAGAGAUAUUAAUAAUCUAAAAGAAGGUUCUCCUGGAAGUACUCAGCCUUUUGUAUCUUUAUUGGAAUUGGUUAGAGAAAUCUAUCAGAAGGAGCCUGAGUUGCUGCAUGGCAAUGAAGAGUUAUGGACAUUUGUCACCACUGCUGGGGAAGAUCAUACUAAUAUUGAAACUCUUGUAGCUUUCUUGAGACUUCUUAGCACUCUGGCUUCUAAUGAAGAAGGUGCUUCAAGAGUUUAUGAGUUGCUCAAUGGUAAAGUGUUUCGGUCAGUUGGGUGGAGCACCUUGUUUGACUGCUUAUCUAUUUACGAGGAGAAGUUUAAACAGGCUCUCCAAUCUUCUGGGACCAUGUUGCCUGAUUUUCAGGAGGGUGAUGCAAAAGCACUUGUUGCUUAUUUGGAUGUUCUUAAGAAGGUAGUUGAAAAUGGAAAUCCUACUGAAAGAAAAAAAUGGUUCUCAGAUAUUGAACCAUUAUUUAAGCUUCUUGGUUAUGAGAGUGUGCCCCCAUAUCUAAAGGGAGCUUUGCGAAAUGCUAUUACAGCAUUUGUCAAAGUUUCACCUGUCCAGAGAGAUACUAUCUGGAGUUUCCUUGAGCAAUAUGAUCUUCCCGUAGUAGUUGCUCCUUCAGUUAGCAGUGGACAACAUAUAACCACACAGAUUUAUGACAUGCGAUAUGAGCUGAAUGAAUUUGAAGCCAGGAGGGAAAGGUAUCCGUCUACAAUAUCCUUUCUUAACUUGAUAAAUGCUCUUAUUGCGGAGGAGCGAGAUGUAAGUGAUAGAGGAAGAAGAUUUGUAGGCAUCUUUAGGUUUGUUUAUGAUUAUGUCUUUGGGCCCUUUCCUCAAAGGGCGUAUGCUGAUCCUUGUGAAAAAUGGCAGCUGGUUCUUGCUUGCCUCGAGCACUUUCGGUUGGUUUUGAGCAUGUACGACAUCAAAGAUGAGGAUAUUGCAAGUGCUAUUGACAUGAAGCCGUCAAUGCCUCAUGCUUCCUCUGUUGAGACACAGAUCCCUGUGCUAGAGCUGUUAAAAGAUUUCAUGAGCGGUAAAAUCGUCUUUCGCAAUAUCAUGAGUAUCAUUUUGUUGGGUGUGAAUACCAUUAUCAAUGAGCGGACAACUCAAAUAUAUGGCAUAUUAUUAGAGAGAGCUGUACAUCUUUCACUGGAAAUAAUUGUUCUUGUUAUGGAGAGGGAUUUGGUUCUCUCUGACUUCUGGCGUCCAUUAUACCAGCCCUUGGAUGCCAUAUUAUCUCAAGAUCAUAGACACAUAGUUGCGUUGCUGGAGUAUGUACGAUACGAUUUUCUACCUCAGAUUCAACAGUGCUCGAUAAAGAUCAUGAGCGUCUUAAGUUCGAGAAUAGUUGGCCUUGUACAGUUAUUGUUGAAAGCAGAUGCUGCAAAAUCUCUUGUUGAGGAUUAUGCAACUUGUUUGGAGUUACGUUUUGAUGAGUGUCAGAUCAUAGAGAACACAAAAGAUGAUGUCGGUGUUCUUAUUUUGCAGCUUCUUAUUGAUAAUAUCAGCCGUCCUGCACCAAACAUCACUCAUCUGCUUCUGAGAUUUGAUGUUGAUAGUUCUGUGGAUCGGACAACAUUACAGCCAAAGUUCCAUUACAGUUGUUUGAAGGUUAUACUUGAUAAUCUCGAGAAAUUAUCCAAACCAAAUAUUAAUGCUUUACUGCAUGAGUUUGGUUUCCAGCUUCUCUAUGAAAUAUGUGUAGAUCCAUUAACUUCUGGCCCUAUAAUGGAUCUUUUGAGUACAAAAAAGUACCAGUGCUUUUCAAAGCACAUUGAAACUUUUGCUGUUGCUCCACUCCCCAAAAGAAACAACAAUCAGGCUCUUCGCAUCAGUACACUCCAUCAGAGGGCAUGGCUGUUAAAGCUAUUAGCAUUGGAGCUACAUCUUGCUGAUAUGGCUUCAUCUACACAUUGGGAAACAUGCCUAGCUAUUCUUUCUCAUACUUUUCUUCAAUGCGCUGCUGAGAGAUGGAGUCCAAACAAUUUGCAAACUUUUGAGGCAGAUCCUAACCUUGUUCGAAAUAGGCCAAUCAAUAGAAAAAAGGUGUUGGAAUUGCUUGAAGUUAUCCAGUUUAGGUCUCCUGACACUUCUAUGAAAUAUCCACAGCUUCUUUCUAAUUUAAAAUAUGAUGCGAAGGUUGAAGAUAUACUGAGAAAUCCUGCAACAUCGGAAUCCGGUGGCAUAUAUUAUUAUUCAGAGCGGGGUGAUCGACUGAUUGACCUUGAUGCACUUCAUGAAAAACUUCUGCAGAUGUCUCGAGAAUUGAGCUCUCGUCUGAAUGAGGUCGAGAAGGCUGAGCUAAGAGAGUCAUUCCAUCAUAUGUUGAAAUGGUGUUGGAGAUACAACAAAAAUCUUGAAGAACAGGCAGCACAGCUGCACAUGUUAACUGGAUGGUCUCAGAUUGUUGAGGUUGCUGUAUCUAGAAGAAUGUCUCUCCUUGAAGAUCGUUCUCAAUUAUUGUUUGAGUUGCUUGAUGCUUCGUUGAGUGCAACAGUAUCUCCAGAUUGCUCGGUAAAAAUGGCAGUAAUCUUAACCAAUGUAGCACUCACUUGUAUGGCUAAACUUCGGGAUGAAAGAUUCUUAUGUCCUGCUGGCUUUGAUUCUGAUAGUGUAACAUGUCUUGACAUUAUCUCGGUUAAGCAGUUGUCUAAUGGUGCUUGUCAAUCUAUAUUGUUUAAGCUUAUGAUGUCUAUUCUUAGAAGUGAAUCAUCAGAAUCUUUGAGAAGACGACAAUAUGCUUUACUUCUGAGUUACUUUCAAUACUGUCGGAGUUUUCUUGACCCAGAUGUACCACCGUCAGUUUUGCGCUUCUUGCUUUCUGAAGAAGAAGAUGGAGAAGAUGAGCUGAAUCUUCAAAAGAUUGACAAGGAGCAAGACGAGCUAGCCCGAGCCAAUUUCACCAUAAUAAGAAAAGAGGCUCAAGCUAUCAUUGAUCUGAUAACGAAGGAUGCCGUUCAAGGCAGCGAAGCUGGGAAGGCUAUUUCAUUUUAUGUUCUUGAUGCAUUCAUUAGUAUUGACCAUGAAAAGUUUUUCUUAAGCCAGCUGCAAAGUAGAGAAAUUCUCAAAUCAUGCAUGAGAGAAAUCAGUAAUUUAUCUCUGAAGGAUGCUUCAGGCUCUUUGGAUUCUCUUCAGCGCUUUUGCACUAUUGAGGCUCAAUUGUCUUUGCUCCUGAGAAUUGGCCACAACUAUGGCAAGCAUGGCUCUCAGAUUCUAUUGUCCAUGGGUGCUUUGGAACAUCUAGCAUCAUGCAAGGUUUUGGCUUUGCAGAGCAAGGGAAGUUCAAGGUUGGUUAGUCAUAACAAAAGCAAAGAUAGAGCUGGGGAGACUGACAAGGAGAAGUUGCUUGUAUCUCCAAUUCUGAGAUUGGUCUCAUGCCUGGCAUCAUUAGUUGACUCAUCAGAUUUUCUGGAGGUGAACAAUAAAAUUGUUCGUGAGGUUUUGGAAUUUGUAAAGGAAAAUCAGGCAAUUUUUCAUCAUAAUUUAAAGGGAGAUAUCUCUGGAGCUGAUGAGUUCACAUUGGAGCGUGUUAAUCUUGUUGUCUCUAUACUCAGCAAGGUUUGGCCAUAUGAAGAAGAUGAUCAUUAUGGAUUUGUUCAUAAACUUUUUACCAUGAUGCACUCUCUUUUUAAUAUGGAUGCUCAACCUUCCAAUUUUAUGCAAUCGUCGGAUUUUCUUGAGCAGAACCAGAAGAGGACUGAGCUAAUAAUGUUCCGUAUAUGCUUUGGCCUGAGCUCUUACCUUUAUUUUCUCAUCAGGAAGAAGCUUGUGACAUUGCAAGUUUUAAAUUCUGAUGGUGAUCUGAAUAGGCAGCCACCUACCUUAGAAUCGCUCUUGGCUCUUCUUAACUCAAUAGCAAUUACUCUUGAAAGUGCAGGGGAAGAAAAAAUUUUGUUGCUCAACAAGAUUCGAGACAUUAACGAACUUCCAAGACAGGAUGUAGAUGAAAUAAUCAAAGUAUGCAUGAGGCAAGAUUGCAUCUCUUCUUCUGAUGAUAUUCGUAAGAGGAGAUACAUUGCGAUGAUAGAGAUGUGCCACAUGGUUGGGAAUAGGGAUCGCCUCAUUACUCUCCUGCUCCAGCUUGCUGAGUGUGCUAUCAACAUCAUUCUUAUUCAUUUUCAGGAUGACAAUACUGAUCCACAAGAUCUUUCUUUGUUUUGUGGGAAAUUGCAUCCUAUUCUGGAAAGACUAGAGCAGUUCAAAGAGGAUAAGAUUGGGCAGAAUCUCAAGUUAUUCCAUAGAUCUUUAAGUACCCUCAAAGAGAUGUCUAUCAGAAAAAUGGCUUUGUAAAAGAUCUAAAGAAAGCCUUUCAGUUAGAUUGUCUUUUGCUGUAUGAACCCUUUGUUGCCACGAGACAUCCAGCCUCCUAUUGACGGGAUUUUGAGGGAGAAAAACCAACCAACUAACGAACGAACGAACAGAAAAGGUUAUUAGCUGGGGUGGGUUCGUAUAUGGUUGUUGGUAUUGUGGGUAUUCUCAGAAUUAGUAGGUUCAUUCUCGGCAGCCACAUCAUUGGUGUACAUUGUGUUUGUUGCCAUAAUUAUUCUUUUUCCUGGCAUGUUUAAGUAAUUUUAAAAAAUGGUUUGAUACCCAUCCAUUCUUUU
Molecule: messenger RNA, 6230 nt
Organism: Ananas comosus (pineapple)
Lineage: Eukaryota; Viridiplantae; Streptophyta; Magnoliopsida; Poales; Bromeliaceae
Product: nuclear pore complex protein NUP205
Exons: 45
Coding region: 343-5916 (1857 amino acids)
Cellular component (GO): nuclear pore
Source: RefSeq, a predicted model, not a curated record